UGCAACACCAAAGCUUCUAGCUAGCCAGGCGACUCGAGGUAUCAUCUUGCUGUACCUGCAUAACGCGAGUCGGUUAUCACCUGCAUCUAAUCAAUUGCUGCUUGCGAAGAUUCGAAACAAACUCGCAGCCCGACAGCUCCCCCUCAGAACAAGUGAAACGGCUUCCAGAAUGUCUUCGGCAGCAGCGGCCCUCAUCUCGCCUGCAAUCAAGAAGCAUACCAGCACUGUCAUUGUUGCCCAUGGACUAGGCGACAGCGGUGCAGGAUGGUCAUGGUUCGCCCGGGAAGCUCGCCAAUCUGGAAACUUCGCGCAGACCAAGUUCAUCUUCCCUAACGCGCCACAAAUUCCCAUCACCUGCAAUGGCGGCAUGCGAAUGCCUGGAUGGUACGACAUUGAGUCAUUCGGUGACGUGGCCAACCGAAGUGACGACGAAGCCGGCAUUCUGCGCAGCCGGACCUACUUCCACAAGCUCAUUUCCGACGAGAUCGCCUCGGGAAUCCCGAGCACGCGCAUCGUCCUCGGAGGUUUCAGCCAGGGCGGCGCCAUGAGCCUUCUCUCCGGCGCGACCUGCCCUUCGCAACUCGCGGGGAUUUUCGGCUUGAGCUGCUACCUUCUCCUGCAGAAGAAGUUCCAGAGUCUGGCCGCCGCGGAUGCGCCGAAUGCCAAGACGCCGAUUUUCAUGGGUCACGGUGACGCGGAUCCCGUGGUGCAGUACAAAUGGGGCCAGGCGACGGCGGCACAAUUGAAGGAAUGGGGUUAUGAUGUGGAGUUCAAGACCUAUGAGGGAUUGCCGCAUUCCGCUGACCCGGAGGAGUUGGCGGAUUUGGCGGGAUGGCUCAAGGAGAGGAUCCCUGACCUGCCGGAAGGCGAUGGUGCUGCAAAGGGCUCGGCCGUCAGCGGAAGCUUAUGACUGCGUUCUGAUACAGAUGGGAUGUGGUCAAAAGAGCCUUAUGAUGCUGUCGAGGUCAAGUUGGUGCUGAGUGCGGCACUACUGCUUGUGAUAUGGGUCGCGACCUUGAGCGUUUGGCGACGUCUAAGGAACGGCUUCGCUGGUCGGCGUGUCUAGAUCGAAAAGGAGUGAAUUAAAAUUCAAUAUCCGAUCUAUUACCAGAUUUCUUAAUCGAACUCAUAUAAGAAGUUCGUGAGCGGAAUCUGGAUUGCCAUGCUUCUAUUUCGGCCUCAAUUUCUAGAGAAUAAGAG
Molecule: messenger RNA, 1200 nt
Organism: Dissoconium aciculare CBS 342.82
Lineage: Eukaryota; Fungi; Ascomycota; Dothideomycetes; Mycosphaerellales; Dissoconiaceae
Product: Phospholipase/carboxylesterase
Exons: 4
Coding region: 170-910 (246 amino acids)
Biological process (GO): protein depalmitoylation
Cellular component (GO): cytoplasm
Molecular function (GO): palmitoyl-(protein) hydrolase activity; carboxylic ester hydrolase activity
Source: RefSeq, a predicted model, not a curated record